Messenger RNA from Fasciola hepatica (liver fluke), 3177 nucleotides. The record is from the annotation of a GenBank genome assembly. Lineage: Eukaryota; Metazoa; Platyhelminthes; Trematoda; Plagiorchiida; Fasciolidae.
AUGGCUUCAUUUGAUUUCCAAUCACUGUUUACGAAUGUUCCCGGUCGGGAGGUCAUACGUAUCAUGUGUGAUCAUGUGGAGCAAAACGAACUGAAAAUCGGUAUACCAGUAUCAGUUCUGGUACGACAAUUACUACUGUGCACAACAAACGUAUCGUUCUCCUUCCUUGGUUGGGCUUACAGACAAAUUGACGGUGUCGCAAUUGGAACUCCAUUGAGCCCCAUUCUGGCACAUAUGUUUUUGGCUCAUCUUGAGGAAAAGGCGAGCAAAAUCCUCGAACGUUCACAACUUUACAAACGAUACGUUGAUCAUGUUCUAGUCAUCACAAUAAGUCUAGAAGAGACAACAUGGAUUAUGGAUAAACUCGAUCGCCUGCAUCCGAAUAUACGAUUUACGAUGGAAACAGAAAUCGAAGAUACACUGCACUUCCUCGACAUUAAAAUGACUAGGAAUAAUGAUGGAACAAUGGCCAGAUCUGUUUACCGAAAAGAAACUUGGACAGGCCAAUGCUUGAAAUUUGACAGCUUUGUGUCUGUGGAAUAUGAACGUGGUCUGGUCCGAACACUAUUUCAAACAGCACGACAUAUCUGCACAGAAGACAUGAUUGACAACGAACUACGACAGCUGAAAGAAUCUUUGACUAGAAACGCUUAUCCCGAUGCGUUUAUCGAAAAGCACAGCAAGCCUAAAUUGAUCAGACAAACGAAUUGUUCAGCAGAAAAACUACUAGUCACCCUUUGUCUUCCAUUCAUACGUGAUGACAUCAAUUGCUUGCUCAAACGACCACUUGGAUCAGCGCUUGCCCAAAACAAAUAUUAUGCACCUGACCUCAGAAUUAUUCAUCGAACGAUUGAGAUCCCCACAACCUCGGUGAAACAACGUCCACCUCUGUACACCAAAUCGAAUCUGAUUUACCAAUUUCAGUGUAGUUGCGGAGCAACCUACGUGGGUCGAACAGAGCGCCAGUUACGUAACCGAGUGAUUGAAUAUAUUCCAAAUUGGGUACAACGUUUUGUGAUGCAAUCGGGGUCAGAUCAAAGGCAUAAUGACAACGUUCGAAACCAUAAGAUCCCGUCGUCGGCUGUCGGCCGUCGGCCGUCGGCCGUCGCUCGUCAUCUUCUGAUGACGCAACAUCCAGCUGACCGAAGCACUGCGUUUCGGGUCAUUUACGUGGCAAAGAAUACCAGGCUUUUGAGACAAAUUGACGGUGUCGCAAUCGGAACUCCAUUGAGCCCCAUUCUGGCACAUCUGUUUUUGGCUCAUCUUGAGGAAAAGGCGAGCAAAAUCCUCGAACGUUCACAACUUUACAAACGAUACGUUGAUCAUGUUCUAGUCAUCACAAUAAGUCUAGAAGAGACAACAUGGAUUAUGGAUAAACUCGAUCGCCUGCAUCCGAAUAUACGAUUUACGAUGGAAACAGAAAUCGAAGAUACACUGCACUUCCUCGACAUUAAAAUGACUAGGAAUAAUGAUGGAACAAUGGCCAGAUCUGUUUACCGAAAAGAAACUUGGACAGGCCAAUGCUUGCAAUUUGACAGCUUUGUGUCUGUGGAAUAUGAACGUGGUCUGGUCCGAACACUAUUUCAAACAGCACGACAUAUCUGCACAGAAGACAUGAUUGACAACGAACUACGACAGCUGAAAGAAUCUUUGACUGGAAACGCUUAUCCCGAUGCGUUUAUCGAAAAGCACAGCAAGCCUAAAUUGAUCAGACAAACGAAUUGUUCAGCAGAAAAACUACUAGUCACCCUUUGUCUUCCAUUCAAACGUGAUGACAUCAAUUGCUUGCUCAAACGACCACUUGGAUCAGCGCUUGCCCAAAACAAAUAUUAUGCACCUGACCUCAGAAUUAUUCAUCGAACGAUUGAGAUCCCCACACCCUCGGUGAAACAACGUCCACCUCUGUACACCAAAUCGAAUCUGAUUUACCAAUUUCAGUGUAGUUGCGGAGCAACCUACGUGGGUCGAACAGAGCGCCAGUUACGUAACCGAGUGAUUGAAUAUAUUCCAAAUUGGGUACAACGUUUUGUGAUGCAAUCGGGGUCAGAUCAAAGGCAUAAUGACAACGUUCGAAACCAUAAGAUCCCGUCGUCGGCUGUCGGCCGUCGGCCGUCGGCCGUCGCUCGUCAUCUUCUGAUGACGCAACAUCCAGCUGACCGAAGCACUGCGUUUCGGGUCAUUUACGUGGCAAAGAAUACCAGGCUUUUGAGACAAAUUGACGGUGUCGCAAUUGGAACUCCAUUGAGCCCCAUUCUGGCACAUAUGUUUUUGGCUCAUCUUGAGGAAAAGGCGAGCAAAAUCCUCGAACGUUCACAACUUUACAAACGAUACGUUGAUCAUGUUCUAGUCAUCACAAUAAGUCUAGAAGAGACAACAUGGAUUAUGGAUAAACUCGAUCGCCUGCAUCCGAAUAUACGAUUUACGAUGGAAACAGAAAUCGAAGAUACACUGCACUUCCUCGACAUUAAAAUGACUAGGAAUAAUGAUGGAACAAUGGCCAGAUCUGUUUACCGAAAAGAAACCUGGACAGGCCAAUGCUUGCAAUUUGACAGCUUUGUGUCUGUGGAAUAUGAACGUGGUCUGGUCCGAACACUAUUUCAAACAGCACGACAUAUCUGCACAGAAGACAUGAUUGACAACGAACUACGACAGCUGAAAGCAUCUUUGACUAGAAACGCUUAUCCCGAUGCGUUUAUCGAAAAGCACAGCAAGCCUAAAUUGAUCAGACAAACGAAUUGUUCAGCAGAAAAACUACUAGUCACCCUUUGUCUUCCAUUCAUACGUGAUGACAUCAAUUGCUUGCUCAAACGACCACUUGGAUCAGCGCUUGCCCAAAACAAAUAUUAUGCACCUGACCUCAGAAUUAUUCAUCGAACGAUUGAGAUCCCCACACCCUCGGUGAAACAACGUCCACCUCUGUACACCAAAUCGAAUCUGAUUUACCAAUUUCAGUGUAGUUGCGGAGCAACGUACGUGGGUCGAACAGAGCGCCAGUUACGUAACCGAGUGAUUGAAUAUAUUCCAAAUUGGGUACAACGUUUUGUGAUGCAAUCGGGGUCAGAUCAAAGGCAUAAUGACAACGUUCGAAACCAUAAGAUCCCGUCGUCGGCUGUCGGCCGUCGGCCGUCGGCCGUCGGCCGUCGCUCGUCAUCUUCUGAUGACGCAACAUCCAGCUGA